Closterium sp. NIES-65 is the source of this 5661-nucleotide messenger RNA. Lineage: Eukaryota; Viridiplantae; Streptophyta; Zygnematophyceae; Desmidiales; Closteriaceae. The record is from the annotation of a GenBank genome assembly.
AUGCAGCUCUGUCUGCUCCUGCGCCUCCUGUGCUCCAUCUGGCGCUCCUCCUCCUCUCCCCUCCUCCCUCUCCUCCUCCACCUCCGCUCCAACCCCACCCUCUGGUCCUCCCUCUCCUCCAUCCUCCACUCCUCCCCCUCCUCUCCCUCCCCAUCCCCCUCCACACUCCCCUCCCCUCCCUCGCUCUCCUCACUCUCCCCUUCCCUCGGCACCUCCUCGUCGUCCGCUGACGUGGAAUACGCCCCCGCUGAGCUGGCGCAAGCUGGCUGGCGCUGGCGCUCCCACGCCGCCGCCCUGCGCCUCGUCUCCCUCAACCUAUUCCUGGAGAAGAAGCUUCCUGGAAAAUACUCAGCCGGAGGAGCGGCAACAGGAGCGGGGAUGCUGCUGCUAGAGGCGAGCGGAGGAGGGACGAAGGGAGGAGAGGGGGUGGGGUUGGUGCAGGAACUGGUGGGGGUGGUGGAGGGAGGGGGGCGGCUGUGGGGCGACAUGUGGCAGGCUUGGAGCAGCGGACAGCUGGCAUGCAAGCUGUUGGCGGCCGUGCUGAUGUGGCGGGUGGCUGUUGGUGACGUGGAGGGAAUGAGCCUGCGACUGCUAGAGCAGAUUCACUCCAUCUCCUUCCAAGUGAUUUCCUUCUUAUUUGCGCAAUUCUUCCCUUUCUCCCCUUCCCUUCCUCUCUCAUCUCACGGUUCUCAAUCCACUUGCCUCAACUCUCUGCCGUGCACUCUCUGCGGCACAUUUCACCUGAUUUUUUUUCAUAGCUGCCAUUCUCCCCGUCUCUUUAUCCCCAUCUUCCGCAUGCAGUUCUUUUCACACCCACUUCUGCAGCAGCUACGCCAUCAGCUCUCCUCAAACCACUUCUCCCCUCACCACCACCCCUCUGACUGGAAACCCGCUCUCCUCUCCGCCCUCUGCUCCUCAAUCUCCUCUCAGCUCCCCUCUUCCCUCUCCUCUCUCUCCUCCCUCUCCUCCCUCCUCUCCUCCACUUCCCUCCUCGCUUCCUCCACCUCCUCCCUCACACCCUCCUCUCUCUCCUCCUCCUCUCUUGCCAUAGCCGAACGCUGCCUGGACUCGGUGGAAGCUGCUGGGAAGCUUCUACGGGCCCUGGCAGGGGCAGCAGUAGCAGAGGGAGGAGUGGGAGGCUUGCUGAGAGGGGGGUUGGAGUUAGGAGGAGGGGCAGCAGCAGGAGGGGCAGCAACAGGAGGGGAAGCAGGAGGGGAAGCAGGGCAGGAGCAGGGAGCAGCAGCAGAAGCGAGGGUAGAGCGGUUAGAGAGCAUUGCAGGCAGCAUUACUACUGCCUUCUUUCCACGCAGCCUCACUGCCUCGGCUGGUCUCCGCUGCUGGGGCAGCAGCGACAGCAGCGGUUGUGGCGGUGCCAGUGCUGGUGGUGGUGGUUCUGCUAGUGAAAAGUCACCGCCCCUUGCCCUGGUGGCAGCAGCAGCAGAGGCGUGUUUGAUAGCAGAUGGGUUCCUGUGGCAAGCAGGGGGGCUGCUGGGAGCAGCACGGGCUGCAGGAGACGUGCUGGCAGUCAGCAGCGGGGGGGGACUGAGCGGUGCAGAUGGGUUUCAGGGGAGUACGGUGGGUGCGGAGGAUCCUUGGGCGGUGCAGUGGGGUGCAGAUGGGUCGGCUGCGGUUGAGCACUCGUUUCUUGAGAGCACUAUCACCGCUCUCUCCUCCUCGCUCCUCGUUGCGUGCUCUUCUGUCCUCCCUCUCCCGCCCUCCUCGCCCUCCUCCCCUCCUCUCCCCUCCCCAGCUGCCUAUCUCUCCUCCUCCUCUCGCCUUCUCCACCUCUUAAUCAUCCGAUGGACCCACCACCAGAAGCAGGAAAUUCAGAGGAAGCUUCCUGGUCAAGAAAGUCAACAGAGCCUGGCAAGUCAACAGGGUGUCUUAGAAUCCGCUGCUUCGUUUGCCUCGACCCUCGUGAGAAGGCUCAUGGAAGCUUCCCGGAAGCUGAUGGAUGCUGAGCUGGCAGAACUCGUGGGGCCCUGGCCCGCCGUGUCGACACUUGGCAGCCUGCUAUCGGUCCUGCAGCUGAUCCACGUCCUGCUGACGUCAGAGCAGAGGAGGAGCGAGUUACCAGGUUCAUCCGACACACCUGCCACUGUCUCCCUGCUACAAGACAAAACAGCUGACGUCACUGUGGUGCUUUCAGAGAACCUUCCCGUGCUCCUCGAGGCAGCUUCCUCGAACAUCCAAGAAGACGCGCAGGGAUUCAUCGGCGCGGCAGACGCUUCCAGGAACCUUCCGAUGCAAGCUCUAUCAGUGGUGGAAAUGGCGCUCAGGUGCUUCCUCUCCCCCCUAACAUGGCGACCUCUGGUAUCCGCCCAUCUCUCCCUCCCCUCCCUCCUCUCCUCCACUCUCCAGUACCGCCCUCCACCCUCACAAGAAGCCACCGCCGCAGCAGCAGCUGCUGGGAACACCACAUGGGACGGAGCAGUUGCAUAUUCCUCUCUCUCCUCUCGUUCCUCUCGCUCCUCUCGCUUCUCUCGCUCUGCAUCUGCGCGGGUGGUGCUCAGUCUCUGCCUCACCCUCUCAUCCACGCGUGAGGGCGCAGAUCUUCUCCUGGCCGUUGGAUUCCUGCGCCACGUCAGCACCAUCACUGACAGCCUGCCGCCUCACUCCCACCUCAGCGUCGGCCCUUUCCAGGAAGCUUCUGCCGCCUUUGGGGGGCUGUAUGCUGAUAGGGGGGGUUCGGAUUUCAAUGCAGCGGCAGCGGCAGCGGCAGCGGCGGCGGCAGCGGCAGCAGCAGCAGCGGCAGCAGGGGGGGUAGCAUGGAGGGCAGCAGGAGGAACAGGGGUGUGGGGACGGUUGGGCACAGGCACGGCGGGAGGUUUGGGCCUCUGGGGUGCGAAGCGGCAGCAGGGACAGGCUGGGUUUGGAGCAGGUUCGGCGGGUCAAACCAAGCCUGGAGGUUCGGAAGCGGGUGGGAAGUCCGGACUGGGGGUAGGAGACGGGAAAGGAGGAGGAGCGGCCGCCGUUCGUCGUCUGCAUUCAGAGUACACGGAUACUGUAGCAAUCGAGGUGUACUCUCUCGCUCUCCACUCCCUACACUUCCUCACUUCCCUCCUCCGCAGAUAUUUCCCCUCGACCGCUGACAUGGCGGGGGGGUGUGCUGACGUGGCAGGAAUGCAGCAUUGGGCAGGGAGGGGGAUGGGGGGAGGGGAGGUAGGCGAGUGGGGGUCGAUGGGAGGGUUUGGGGGAGGAGGGGGAGGGGUGAUGGCGGGGGUAAUGGGAGGGGCGGCAUCUGCAGUCGUGGUGAUGGGGGUUGGUGCGCCUGUGCUGCCGGCACCAGAGGUGCUACACGGUUUAGAGGACCAAGCAGUGGCAAUCAUUCUAGACAUUCUCGCAUCUGCAGACCAAACCAACCACCACCCCUCCUCAUCCACCACCCCAAGUCAACCCCCCACCAACCCACCCACCUUCAACCCCUCCUCUCCUCUCCGCCCCACCACCCUCUUUGGAAACCCCAGCCUCUCCUCCUCCCCACCCGCCCGCUCCUCCCCCUCAUUCCCCUCCUCCUCCUCCCCCUCAUUCCCCUCCUCCUCCUCCCCCUCCUCCUCAUCUCUCUCGUCCUCCUCCCUGCCGCCCGCCCGGCUGGCGGUGUGUCGUCUGCUUCUGGGGGUGCUGGUGCGGGCGCUAGCAGUGGAGGUGGCGUUGGUGCGGCUAGCAGGUCCAACCAUGCUGCCCUCUGCUCUGAGGCUCGAUGACUUUGAUGCUGCCGUGCAGCUCAUAGUGCAAGCGGCAGGCAGGGAGCCAUCGAUCCAGUCGGACGUGGAGGCGGUGGUGGCACUAUCGCAACCAUGCGCACAACCUCUUAAUCUCCUUUUGCACUUCCUGAUCCUACAGGGGGGCGGCGCAGCAGGUUCGGCAGAUCCUCUUGGAUCGGUAUCCGGACCUGGAGGUCAGCCUCGGCAACCACCCGCCCCCCGCGUACUGCCAGGUUCUCUCGAAGCUGCUCUCCGCGGCGCAGAUGGCGGCGACCGCCGUGAUCUUCGCGGGGGACUCGCUGCUACCCGUCGUCGGCCUCCCCCCGCCCUUCCCGCAGUGGUGAGUGAGUAUCUUGAUCAGGAAUUCUUAACGCUAAGCGCAGAUGGCGGUGAUCGCCAUGGUCUUCGCGGGGGACUUGCUGCUGCCCGUCGUCGGCAUCCCGCCGCCCUUCCCGCCUUGGUGACUGAGUACGAGCAGAUCCGAACCAACCGGCUAGGCUCGGCGGCAACCGUGUGGAUUGUGGGCAACGUGAUUCACGGGUCGCUCGCCAGCACGGGCGCAUUCGAGCUCGUCCUGGACGGCCGCACGCUCUUCUCCAAGCUGGCAGAGGGCCGCAUGCCACAGGUUAAUGAAAUCAUCUCAUUGGUGGACGAUCACAUGCGGGCGCGCUCUGCUUAUACUGAGGCUCUCAAGCAGCGUCGCCAUAUCCUUCCGUCUUGCACUCGCUCCGUUUCUAGCAGCUGUGUGUCUCACCAGCCCAGGACCACCCUUUCCGGAAUUCGUAUUCCUCUCUCUCGAUCCGCUAUCAAUAAACCGGUUCCAGCGAAUCCUCUCCGACGAAACCGCGAUAUUUCCUCCUUUUCUGUCGUCGCAUCGUCCAAUCAUCAAGAUAUGGCCGGUGUAAACGCAGCUGAUGCCGCCGGUGCUGGUGAGUCCGGGCUCGUUGUGUGCUUCGGCGAAAUGCUCAUCGAUUUCGUCCCCACCGUCAAUGGCGUUUCUCUCGCCGAAGCGCCUGCGUUCAUGAAAGCUCCUGGCGGGGCGCCUGCCAACGUGGCGGUCGGCAUUGCGCGGCUCGGUGGACGCGCGGCGUUCAUGGGGAAGGUUGGGGAGGACGAAUUUGGGCACAUGCUGGGCGGGAUUCUUAAAACGAACGGCGUUGACACGUCAGCGCUCAGAUUCGACGCGGGAGCGCGCACAGCCCUCGCUUUUGUCACACUCAGAUCCGACGGCGAGAGGGAAUUCAUGUUUUACAGGAACCCUAGCGCGGACAUGCUGCUACAGCCGGAGGAGCUUGAUCUCUGCCUCGCUACAAGCGCAUCUGUGCUACACUACGGAUCCAUCAGUUUAAUCACAAAUCCGUGCAAAUCCGCGCAUCUGGCUUUACUAGAUGCUGUGGAAAGCAGCGGCAACACUGUUCUCUCGUACGACCCUAAUCUCCGGAUUCCCCUCUGGCCGUCCCCGGAAGCGGCGCGGGACGGCAUCUUGAGCAUCUGGGACCGCGCUCACAUCAUCAAAGUGAGCGACGAGGAGGUGGCGUUUCUGACCAAUGGCGGUGACCCUUACAGCGAUGACGUGGCACGGUCUCUGUUCAAUCUCAGCUUCAAAAACAGCAGCAGCGGCGAUGGUAAACAAAAGGGGAAGCUUCGGCUAUUGCUGGUAACUGAGGGGGAGAAGGGGUGCAGGUACUACACAGAGCGGUACCAGGGGAGAGUGGAUGGGUUCAGUGUUGCUGCUAUCGACACCACUGGCGCUGGUGACGCUUUUGUUGCUGGGUUUCUCCGCAAGUUAGCAGGAGGAGGCAGUGGACUUGCUGCAUUGGACUUGUUGCUUGCAGAUGAGGCUAAGCUGAAGGAAGCGAUGUUGUUUGCGAAUGCAUGUGGAGCCAUCACCACCACGGUUAGAGGUGCAAUUCCCGCUCUCCCUGAUGAAACUAGGGUGGCUCAGAUGCUGGGUUGA